GGCAGCGCGGCGCAGUCGCCAGCCGUCACGGGGCCCGGCCACUCGUUCACUCACACUCGAUUACAAGAUGCAGUGCUUCAUCUGUUUUACCUACAUGAUAAUACUGUGCACCGCACAGCCAGCCAGAGAUCGGGCAGUAGCGACCCACGAAAAGCGAUCUCUAUUUAGAGAUGUCAUCGAAUCCUUACGAAUACGAUCCCAGCUGCCCGAAGAAAUCAAUCACAACGAUGAUAAUAACUUGUCUCAAAAUGACGACAGGUACGGCUUCGACAACGAACCACCAGAACUUCCGAGCGACGCAGAUUUUAUACCGCGACGAAAUGACCGGAUCGAAAUGCCUACACUGAAAUACAGAUUCCCUAAAAGUAUUCAGCCAAAUGGAAGCGAAAUUAAAGUAGAAAACAAAAAAGAAGACAUAGUUGUUUACGUGAAUACGCCUUCAGAAAGAUCUGAACCUAAACCCACGACACACAAACCAAAAAAGGAACCAAAACCAAAUAGUAAAGUCAAUUUUGUAAAACAAAAUGAAAAUGGUGAAGAUACGACAGACGUGGCGAGUGGCUUGAUAGACGAUAGUUAUAGACCUGUAAUAAAUAAAAUGGAAGAUUCAAGUCAGAUAGGAAACAGAGAAUAUCAAACAGUCAUCAAGCCGACUGUAAUUGUGAAUUUCCGAGGCACAGUUAGUCACAGAGACAGCGAGAUAAGGUUGGAAAAGAGGAACAAUCCCAAAAGGAAACAAGAUAUGGAUUCUGCACGAAAUAUAUUUAAUAUCAAUCAAGAGAUAAAAUUAGAACGUCCAAAUGGUACAAUAGAUGUGGAAGGAUUGAGACACCUAAGCAGCGAAGUGAAGCAAGGCGUCAACGUACUCUCAGCUAAUGUGAAGGAGAAAGUGGACGAUGACAUGAAAACGUGUGAGACGUUCGCCGCGCACGCAAUCGGGCCCGCGCUACCGCAGGAGACCGACCGCAGCGGCCGGGACGAUGGUGAUGAAGACGACAAUAUCCUACAAAUUGUAGUAACACUUUAACAGUCGCAGUUUAGUUAUAAGACAUAAAUUGAUAGUGUAGGACGUAUACUUUGAUUUAAU
This is a messenger RNA of Papilio machaon (common yellow swallowtail), 1087 nucleotides long. RefSeq lists its product as uncharacterized. The transcript is spliced from 2 exons. The record is from RefSeq and is a predicted model, not a curated record. Lineage: Eukaryota; Metazoa; Arthropoda; Insecta; Lepidoptera; Papilionidae. The coding region runs from base 68 to 1027 and encodes 319 amino acids.